GCUCAUUAGAGCUACAGCGCGCUUUCCAGUGACUACAGUUGCACGCGCAUAGGCAUUCUUUCACAGACGCGCGCGCAGAUGCGGGCAAUGGAUGCGCAGGAUAUGUUUAGCGCGUAUUAAUAUAUAGCUUACCUUUAAAUGCGUAUAAGCCUUUUCUUUAAUUGACUUUAAGUGCAACAUCGUGAAUAAAAAUAUUUUUAAUUGGUUUAGAAACCCUUAUUCCUACCAAUUAUCGCAGUGCAAUGGAUUUACAGAACAUGAAUGAAACUCAGAUCCCGUUUUGGGAAGGUAUAAGAACUCCAGACAAUUCCAGCGUGAACAGCUCUGCGUUGGAAGUUAACGCCACCUGUAGCAAUGCGUCAAUUAUUCAGAAAUUCAAACCCACACGAGCAAAAGAAAUGGACUCCGUGAGGAUUAUUCUUUACUCACUUGUAUUUCUCCUGAGUGUUUUUGGGAACCUGCUGAUCAUUGUGGUCCUAAUAGCAAACAAGAGAAUGCGGACAGUCACCAACUCCUUCCUGCUCUCGCUCGCUAUUAGUGAUCUCAUGAUGGCCAUCUUCUGCAUGCCCUUUAAUCUCAUCCCCAGCCUGCUGGAGGACUUCAUCUUUGGAGCAGCGAUGUGCAAGACAGUCGCCUAUUUCAUGGGUAUAUCUGUCAGCAUCUCCACCUUCAGUCUGGUGGCCAUUGCCAUUGAAAGAUACAGUGCCAUUUGCAACCCGCUGAAGUCCAGAGCAUGGCAGACCCGUUCUCAUGCCUAUAAGGUCAUCGCUGCCACAUGGGUACUAUCUGUGUGUAUCAUGGUGCCCUAUCCUGUGUUUAGUAUACUGGUGCCAUUCAACAAGCCAAACAACAUCACAGCUCACAUGUGCAGGCUUGACUGGCCCAUCAGCCAGGUGGAACAGACUUGGUACGUCUUGUUGCUCUCCAUUCUGUUCUUCAUCCCAGGUGUGGUGAUGAUAAUUGCCUACGGUCUCAUAUCCAGAGAACUUUACAGAGGGAUUCAGUUUGAACUGGAGCAGAAGAAAGACUCUAGUGGUGUAAAGAAUGGGUUGAAUGGCGCACUGUCUUCUGGCCAUGAUGAGAGUGAUGGAUGUUAUAUCCAAGUCCCAAAGAAGCCCCCCGCUAUGGAACUUUCUGCUCUGACCACCUCUGGCACCGUCAAGGCAGACCGUCCACGGAGCAACACCUCAGAGGCAAAGCUCAUUGCCAAAAAACGAGUGAUCCGAAUGCUGAUCAUUAUAGUAGCUAUGUUCUUCGUAUGCUGGAUGCCUCUAUACUCUGCCAACACCUGGAAGGCUUUUGACCAAAAGUCAGCACAGCGCGCACUUUCUGGAGCUCCCAUCUCCUUCAUUCAGCUUCUAUCCUAUACCUCAGCCUGUGUCAACCCCAUUAUCUACUGCUUCAUGAACACCCGUUUCCGGAAGGCACUCUUGGCCACAUUUGGGUGUUGCAGGCGCCCAUGCCACACACAGAGAAAGAGGAGGGAAGGUGAUGACGAGAUCACUGGAGUCACAGGGGCGUCCAUAUCAAAGUUCAGUUAUACCACCGUUAGCACGGUAGGACCGUGUUAACAUUAACAUUGCAGGAGUCUACAGUUUGAUCCAUGAGCUGUGUGCUUGUGUCAUGUACUGAGUUCAGAUCACCAGAUGUGUUCUUCAUUUUCAUGGUGUCAGUAUGCUUUGUUCAAUGUGUCAGUGUUCAUUUAUAUUUGGAAAAGAAUACCUCAUUUGUCUGGUCUUACUGCCCAAAGUUGGUGUGUAAGUGGUAAAUGGUCUUUCUAUAGUUGUGCAAAUAGCAUUAUUGUGAUACAAUCAAAAGGUGUGGUGCACGGGACAUGCAAAGAUGUAGCUAUAUUUUUUAUUGUAUAAGACUUUUCAAGGAUGAUCUUAUGCAUGGGAAGUGUUCAUAGAAAUAUUCUUGUAUCUUUGAUGUUAUAGAGCCAAAUAUUGCAUGUUGCAUGAUCAAACAAAAGACUAAUCUAGUAGACAGCAGUUUUUUCGGCUACAAAAUGGUACAUUUUCUUGUCUAUUUUGAGUGUUGUGAUGUAUCGUCUGUUUUUGUUCUCUGUUUUGUUUUAUGAUGGGAUCUUUGUCUUAAUGAGCUUUGCUUAAAUGGCACAACUGAGAGUCCUUCUAUUGUGUAUUCUGAUAAUAACAAUAUCAGAUGGUUUUGUUGGAGACAAUGUUUAAUUUGGUCUCCUUCUUUUCUGAUGCACAUGUACUACAAGUUAUCCUACAUGAAGAUGUAUCAGGUGGGCAAGACAAUUCAGUCGUCAACGGAAUCAACAGUCUCUUGGAAAUCUUCACCCCAGUUGAAGUGAUGCCAUGGUUAAAACUGCCAAGCUGCAUGACAGGUUGGAAUUGUAAUGCCCUGGCACUGGAGAUAAUGAUUUAAAUGGAAAAUAAUAAACUGUAGAGGGAAGUUUGAUGUGAUUGCUUUUGGAAGCACUAAUGUUCUUAUACACAUUCUCACUAAAACACACACACACACACACACACACACACACACACACAAAAAAAAACAACAACAUUCGGUCUAUCUCAAAUUGCAAUUGCUCUAAUCGAUUUCUUCCUUAUUGCUGAAGCUGAUGACACACCUGGGAUAUUCGGCUUCUUGCCUUGCCCCAACGAACCCUCACUGAAUAUAUGAAAAGAGAGCUAAGCUCUUGUUUGUGCUGAAAAUAAUUUAUUCAGUGGUUCAUGCUAAACAUGAAAGCUGGAUCUGCACAACGAAACCAAGCGUUUAAAAAUUCAUCCUCAAAAGGAUGGAGCGCACAUGAGAUGUUUGUGUGCUUAUACUUGGUUCAUCUUGUUAUCCACUGGAUUGUUAAAAUGCAUGAAUGCCCAUUUUUUAUACAAGUACUGGCAGCAGGGUUAUUACAGUUAACUACAAACUAAAACUGAAAUGAAAACUAUAACCCUUAAACCCUUUUUGUCACUUAAAGGGGCCCUAUUAUGCUUUUUCUAUAAUGUUGCUGUUUGAGCAUGAAAAAGAUCUGCAGUUAAAAAGUUCAAAGUCCACUUCAAAAGAAGAUAUUUUAUUUAACAAAAAUUAAAACUACUUUUCAAAAACUACAGCAAAUGACUCAUUUGGACUACAACGCAUCUUUUCCGGCAUUUGUGAUAUCACAAAUGUCGACGAAUGGGACGAGACCUGGUUGAGAUGCACUAGAUAAGGCAACGAGUAUUAUCACUAUGUCAGAGACACACUAGCUUUCCCAAGGCAGAUGAACUUAGAGUGGUUACAAUCAUCCGGAUUUAAAUUGCACUUAAAUUGAUUUGAUUUUGAUGCAAUAAUUACACUGAAGCUCACAUGGGCUCACAUGGGCCGAUCCAGGCGCUGAGUGCUGCCAAUCACAACACACACCAGCCCAGUUAACCAAUCACAGCACAUUUCGUGUUUCAGACACAUUUUAUGCUUUACACUUUACUAGAAUUAUGUAGAAAAGGACAACUGUAAGGUUGCUAAACACCCUUUUAUUUGAAUUAUCUGGAUUCAUCAGCAUUAGAAUGCAGGUCAGAACCAAUUUACCUAAAUGUGUUCCUUUAUUUACCUACAUACAUAUAAAAAUGGCAUGAAAUUAUUAAUAAAAGAAGCCAUCUCUCUCUCUCUAUGUUACACCUUGCUUCCCACCUUCUCCAUGAAUUUGGGGGUCAGCAUCAGAAUUCACAGCUUCAUAAUUUGUUUACGUGCCCCCCAGGAUAUACAGUGGACAAAUAUUUCAGUGCUCACACAUACCUGCCCUUCUUACUGCUUUUAUUUCUGUCUGCUUUUCUCUUUAUUAUCACUCCCUUCUUGCAAUUUGUCAUUUCAUCGAUCAGUUUUCCCUCUCUCCAUUUCCUCUAAAGGACCACCUGGGUAUGUGACAGACCUAGGCUAUAUCAAACUAGAGUCUUGGGGAUAAACAGAAAUGGUUAUUUCUCACUCAGACACACAACCUGUCUGCUAAGCAGUUGCUGUCAUUUCUCUUGGUGUCAGUGACAUCUGCCAAAAGUGAGAGAACAGUUGAGUUGGUUCUUGCAGCUUUGUUUUGCUUGGGUACACGACAGAUGACAUAAGUCCGGCCAUUCAUUUCAAAUCGCUGCAACAGAGGAUAUGGAACUUGUUUCCAAGACAACCAUUCAUAUAUUCAAAGGGGGUUUGAUUUCGGACAGAACACAACAAAGUAACAAAUAGAAAAUUAUUGAAAUGAAAGCCACCUGAAUAAACAAAUAACAGAAAAGCAAAGAAUUACAUGGAAAUAGCUUUAGAUAAUCAAGCAAAUAACAAAGACCUCCAUUCAGAAAUUCAUCUCUUUUCAAGCUGGACGUAAAGUGCAGUGCAAUCUAAGUGCCACUUUUGAUGUUUGGCUGGUUGGUUAAAUAAGACGUCACACUUUCUGACCUUGUUCAGAAUUUUCGAACAAGCUUCUGCUUUCUUCUGUGGCAGAUGUAAACUGACUGAUAAUUGUGCAGCGUGUCAAAGUUUGUCCGCUGUAGAUUUUUCUUUAUGAGUAAUUAUCCUUGGCUAGUUCCCUUCUGAAAUAUAGAUACAGAAAUGUGUGGCGUAUUUCUUGGGAGUGCUUUGUGAUCUGUGUAAUUUAAGCAAAACAUUGUGAGAUUUUGUAUUAAAUAUAUGUACUGUCUUUGGAGUUAUGUUUGAACAGCUUUGUAAAUACAAUAGUUCUUCUAUUCUAUACUGAAAUUCUAUGAUAAAUCUCUAAAUGUAAAUAUCAUAAUAGGGGAAAAAAUAAAUCAGUACUUUUUUUUGUAAUAGAUACAUGUUUCUAAAUAAAGCACACUAACAGCCAAAUGUACCAAACAGACAACAACGACAAUACAAUAGACUACACCCGAGAUAAAAAGAAAACGGUACUGGUUUUCUGCAGCAGAGAGGAUUGUGGGACUUUCAGUUCAUUCCAUUUGAAACACAAUUAAGUGAUAAGGAAACAGGUUGUUAAAAUGCAGUGUAUUGGCUAAAACAUCCCAAUACACCAUGGCCACCAUAGCCUUAAAAGGGAGAGAAAAUAUAAGACAGUGUGUGUGUUUGAGUGUAUGUGUGUGUGGGUGUGGGUGUGUGUGUGUGUGUUUGCAUGAGAAAGCACUUUUGCAUAACCAUUGAUUGUAAGGUUAGGCCAUUUGUUUUUGUAUUAAUUUGUCCUUUUCAGUGGCCAUUAUCUAAAUAUAAAUGUGAUUUAUACAUUAAUCAGUACUCAGUUCAGUGCUACUUUGUACUUUGUAAAAGUUAUGUGAUAUUGUCUUUCAGGGUAUUUUCCCCCAUGUCUGUAAGUUCAUUGUUUUUUGUUGAUUUAUGUUACUGUUUUUCCCAUUUCUUACGUCUUUGAGAAUGACAAAUAGCAUCAACAGCAUCAACAUUUUGUUUUGUAUUUUAAUUAUUUGUGAUUAGCUCUGAAGCAAACUAUAAUAUAUAGUGCUGUUUCUCAAAGAUUAAUACUUUGAAGUAAUAUUUUCUCACAGUGUUUCACUGUUUCAUCUCCAGCUAGUUGCUGUUGUGAUGAAUGGAUUUCAAAGGGCAAGUUUCUUGGCAGAGUUUUAAGUGGGUGUAGUACAUGCUUUGUGCGUUGAAUAAAAAUUCAGUGUUUCUGAAAUGUUUGGACUACAUGAGGUAUGAACAGAAAUCAAUUAAGUCAAUGUGCCGUGUAUAUUUAAUGACAGAGCCCAUUUAGAUUAGCUCUUGCCCAUGUCACAAAUGAGUCAGUGAUGAGACACUCAUUUUUUGUUUAAUUAAAAGAAGAUUCCCUUGAAAUGAAAACCAUAUUAAGUAGUUUUACAUUAUCUUUCUUAGGGGGAAAAAAUAACUUUAGUAAUACUGAUAAUUCAUUGGUUAUUAACCUUUGAAAACAAAUUGUCUGCAAAAACAUGCAGACAAAAAGGUAGCACUUUAUUUUACAGUCCUGUUCCUCAUGUACAUACUAUGUACUUAUUAUAGUACUUACAAUAACUAUGUAAUAACUAGGUACUAACCCUGAACCUACCCCUAAACCUAACCCUACCCCAUGUAGUUACCUUGUAUUACCAGAACUUUCUUAGAUAAAUACACUGUAAGUACACUUUAAGUACAUGUUAGUACACGUACUGUAAAAUAAAGUGCAACCGUGUAAGUUGUAAAAUGGCACUAAGGUUGAAUUAAGGUUAAAGAAAUGAAUUAUUAAAUUUACUUGAUGGUUAUACCACUUCACAAUUGUCAAACUUUUAUAUUCAAGUUAUUUAACUUCUCUUAAAAAAUGAUAUAAAAUGUUUUAAGAUAAAAACCAAUAUGAAUACAGAGAGUACAUAAAAAAAAAGAAAAACAAAGAAAAAAGUAUUGAUUUUAAUCAAUUUGCCCCGCAUGCAUUUUCUUUCUUGAGACUGUAUAGCUUAUGACUUCUCUGGACCUUCUCAGAAGACUGUGGAAAUCUUGAAAACCCCUGUAUCCUGUAUGUUCUGUUUAAUAUGAUUAUGCCUUCUUGUAGCUAAAGCUGUGAGAAACUCUAUCAAUGUCUGUUUAAAAGCCAGCUGAUCUCAUUAUGUGUUUGAUAAAUUUAUAAUACCUGAGGCAGCCUGUUUCGCAAUGUGUAAACGUCUUGCUGUGUUCUGGGUUUGUAGUUUGAGGCCAAGGCUAAAAUAAAGCUUUCUCUGUGCUGCCAUGGUAA
Carassius gibelio (silver crucian carp) is the source of this 6631-nucleotide messenger RNA. RefSeq names its product cholecystokinin B receptor a (gene cckbra). Gene Ontology annotation, cellular component: membrane. The transcript is spliced from 5 exons. Gene Ontology annotation, biological process: neuropeptide signaling pathway. The record is from RefSeq and is a predicted model, not a curated record. The coding region runs from base 243 to 1571 and encodes 442 amino acids. NCBI's taxonomy places the organism in Eukaryota, Metazoa, Chordata, Actinopteri, Cypriniformes, Cyprinidae. Gene Ontology annotation, molecular function: gastrin receptor activity; neuropeptide receptor activity.